ACUCCAUAUUACUCUUUCUAUCUCUCCCUCAACUUUCUUCAUAAAUACCCCCAUCACCUUCCUCUAUCUUCCCAUCACCUCCACUACUAAUCCAUUCUCUCUCUCUCUCUCUCUCUUCAGCCUCAGCUCUCAACCAUUCUCUUCCUCUUCUUGCUUCAAUGGCGAUCAGGAAAUCUAACAAGCUAGCUCAAUCAGCAGUCCUCAGGCAAAUUCUGAAGAGAUGCUCAAGCUUGGGGAAGAAACAUGGCUAUGAUGAUGAUGGCCUCCCUGUUGACGUACCUAAAGGGCAUUUUGCUGUUUAUGUAGGUGAAAACAGAAGUAGAUACAUAGUUCCUAUCUCCUUCUUGACUCACCCAGAAUUCCAAUGCCUGCUUCGACAAGCUGAAGAAGAGUUUGGAUUUGUUCAUGAUAUGGGACUCACUAUUCCCUGUGAAGAAGUAGUUUUUCGCUCUCUAACAUCAUCGCUCAGAUGAAUAUCUCAACGGACGGUGGUGGUGGUGGUGGUGGUGGUUUCUUGUUUUGCAUGGAGAAGAUGGCUCGCUAUAAGAUCAAGACACACUAUAGACUGCACUAGCUAUAGCUGCUGGCCUUGUCUUUUUUUCAACAUCUUCUCCAUUGUGAUUCUUCUUGAUCUUGGUUUUUUUUUUUCUUUUUCUGUUUUUUUUUUUUCUAUUUGUAUUGGAUCUUUUAAACCCUGGUGGGUUUUUACCUCUAAUUACUAACCUAGAGCCCAUCAAAAUCUUAUGGGUUUAGAUUUGUAUAAAUCAUGUUUUCCUCACAGAUGCAGUCACUGUGAGAGAAGUUUCUAAGCAAUUAAUGCAAGGGUUACGUUUCUCUUUAA
Messenger RNA from Manihot esculenta (cassava), 841 nucleotides. Its product is annotated as auxin-responsive protein SAUR50. The record is from RefSeq and is a predicted model, not a curated record. Gene Ontology annotation, biological process: response to auxin. The transcript has a single exon. Bases 159 to 473 code for a protein of 104 amino acids. NCBI's taxonomy places the organism in Eukaryota, Viridiplantae, Streptophyta, Magnoliopsida, Malpighiales, Euphorbiaceae.